AUGAUUCAUUUUGUUCUUUUAAUAUCAAGACAGUCAAAGGUUCGUCUCGCCAAAUGGUAUUCAACCUACUCACAAAAUGAAAGAGCAAGAAUAGUAAAGGAAGUUGCUCAUAUGGUUGUCGGAAGACCAUCAAAGUUGAGUAACUUUCUCGAUUUUAAAGAACAUAAAUUGGUUUUUAAACGAUAUGCAUCACUUUAUUUUGUUGCUUGCAUAGACAAGGAUGAUAACGAGUUAAUUGCUAUGGAAAUGAUACACCAUUUUGUGGAGGUAUUAGAUAAAUAUUUUGGAAAUGUCUGUGAAUUGGAUUUAAUUUUAAAUUUCCACAAAGCGUACUUUAUUUUGGAUGAAGUUUUUGUGAAUGGAGAGUUACAGGAAACAAGUAGGAAGACAAUUCUAAAAGUAAUAACAACUCAAGACCAAAUGAUGGAAAAUGAACAAGAAUCACAAUUCACUUUCUAA
Messenger RNA from Naegleria gruberi, 459 nucleotides. RefSeq lists its product as uncharacterized. Gene Ontology annotation, biological process: protein transport; vesicle-mediated transport. Bases 1 to 459 code for a protein of 152 amino acids. NCBI's taxonomy places the organism in Eukaryota, Heterolobosea, Eutetramitea, Acrasida, Naegleriidae. Gene Ontology annotation, cellular component: AP-1 adaptor complex; intracellular membrane-bounded organelle. The transcript has a single exon. The record is from RefSeq and is a predicted model, not a curated record. Gene Ontology annotation, molecular function: clathrin-cargo adaptor activity.